This is a messenger RNA of Paramisgurnus dabryanus, 7070 nucleotides long. It is a transcript of the gene mast1a, whose product is annotated as microtubule associated serine/threonine kinase 1a. Gene Ontology annotation, biological process: cytoskeleton organization; peptidyl-serine phosphorylation; intracellular signal transduction. The record is from RefSeq and is a predicted model, not a curated record. NCBI's taxonomy places the organism in Eukaryota, Metazoa, Chordata, Actinopteri, Cypriniformes, Cobitidae. Gene Ontology annotation, molecular function: protein serine/threonine kinase activity; protein binding; ATP binding.
UAUGUCAACUCGAAAUGGGAGGCAGUUGUUAGUUUACAGUGCAAAUCUCUUCAGAUCCAUUAGCCCAUCACAGGAAGAAAUGAUGAGCGGGUCUCAUUCAGAAAAACCGCGCAGAAGACAGACGGCACCAAUCAGAGCUGGAUGCGUUUCACACAAACGAUGCCAUAGAUCUCCAGCCGGCAGCGAAUAUGAUAUGAUGCCGAGGUCCUCUGGGGGACAGACACCGGUCCAUUAGUGCGCCUCGAUGUCUCGUUAGUGCUCCAGAUGUCCAGAAGGACCGCUCGCCGACGACGAGAAAGUGAAGCGCGAAGACGAUUCGUUUUCUUAUUUUUAAACGCAAAAUUCAGUCAAUCAGAUCAUGUUCGUUAAAAUCAAAUCUUUUAAAUGAUUAUAAAAUGAGAUGCAGCAUUACCGAGCAGUUAUCUGGUGCACUUGUCAUCAGCUGGGUGUUGUUUGAUGUCUCGCGCAUCAACGCCCCUGAGAUGUUGCCGCGCGACUGAUUUUCUCUACUCGAGGGGAGAAAUGCAAAGAGCAGGAAACUUUUAAACAUUUGACCUGUUUGUGAUAUGGACAUUAAUAUACUUUAUAAAACUACACGGAUUUAAAGGCGAAAGUAAGGCAUGCGUCUAUAUUAAAAGCAAAUUAACCGCUGAGGGACGCUUUCAGGAAGGCUCGUGCCCUAGAGUUCAGUCCGCACGUGAACUCACUCUCAGAUGUGACAGACCUGCACGAUGACCGAUGCCAUGGAUGAGUCCGAUAUAAUCCGCAGGCGGAGGAUGCAGAAGGAUCUUCCCCUGCCCAGGAAAAACAGUAGUUGUCGCACCAGUAAUCGGAAGAGUCUGAUCCUAACCAGCACAUCUCCUACCUUACCACGGCCUCAUUCUCCUCUACCAGGACACAUAGGAAGCAGCCCGUUGGACAGCCCCAGGACGUUCUCGCCCAGUGCGCCGGCUCACUUCUCCUUUGCGUCUUCCAGAAGGGCUGAUGGCAGGCGCUGGUCUUUGGCCUCUCUUCCUUCUUCCGGAUAUGGCACCAACACACCAAGCUCAACGUCUUCCAGUUCGUCUCAGGAGCGACUGCAUCAGUUACCCUUUCAGCCCACACUGGACGAACUGCACUUCCUGUCCAAACACUUCGGCAGCACAGAGAGCAUCACUGACGACGAUGGACGCAGGUCGCCGCAUGUCCGCCCGCGCUCUCGCAGUCUCAGUCCCGGGCGCUCACCUUCCUGCUACGACAAUGAGAUCGUUAUGAUGAACCAUGUAUAUAAGGAGCGCUUCCCUAAGGCCACGGCUCAGAUGGAGGAGCGCCUGGCUGAGUUCAUCGAGUCCUACUCACCCGAGAACGUGUUGCCGCUGGCCGACGGGGUCCUCAGUUUCAUCCACCACCAGAUUGCUGAGCUGUCCCGAAACUGCCUGACCAAAUCGCGCGAAGGCCUCAUCACCACUGUUUACUUCUAUGAGCUGCAGGAGAACCUGGAGAGACUUCUGCAUGAUGCUUAUGAGCGAUCAGAAAGUACAGAACUGACCUUCAUCACUGAGCUGGUGAAGAAACUCCUCAUCAUCAUCUCUCGUCCCGCCCGACUGCUUGAAUGCCUGGAGUUUAACCCUGAAGAAUUCUACCAUCUUUUGGAGGCGGCAGAGGACCACGCCAAAGAGGGGCAGCUAAUAAAAGCAGACAUCCCACGAUACAUUAUCAGUCAGCUCGGAUUGACCAGAGAUCCGUUGGAAGAUGUGGUGAAUUUGGAGAGUUAUGACAGCGAAGGACCACACACGCCUGAAACGGACGACUCUGCAGAAGGGAAGCUCAAAGCCAUGAAACCACCCUGUGAAUCAGACUUUCAGACUAUCAAACUCAUCAGCAAUGGAGCAUAUGGAGCUGUAUAUCUGGUCAGACACAGAGAUACGCGACAGCGCUUUGCCAUGAAGAAGAUCAACAAGCAGAACCUGAUCCUGAGGAACCAGAUCCAGCAGGCGUUUGUGGAGCGGGACAUCCUGACCUUCGCAGAGAAUCCCUUCGUGGUCAGCAUGUUCUGCUCAUUUGAGACACGCCGGCACCUGUGCAUGGUUAUGGAGUACGUAGAGGGGGGCGACUGUGCGACUCUUCUCAAGAACAUCGGAGCUCUGCCUGUGGAGAUGACCCGGAUGUAUUUUGCCGAGACGGUUUUGGCACUUGAAUACAUUCAUAAUUAUGGCAUCGUACAUCGGGAUCUUAAACCAGACAAUUUGUUGAUCACAUCGAUGGGUCACAUUAAGCUGACUGAUUUUGGCUUGUCAAAGAUGGGGCUCAUGAAUCUGACUACUAACCUGUAUGAGGGACGGAUCGAGAAAGAUGCCAGGGAGUUCCUGGACAAACAGGUUUGUGGCACACCUGAGUAUAUCGCCCCUGAAGUCAUUCUCAGGCAAGGCUAUGGAAAGCCAGUGGAUUGGUGGGCCAUGGGCAUCAUUCUCUACGAGUUCCUUGUAGGCUGUGUGCCGUUUUUCGGAGACACACCUGAGGAGCUUUUCGGCCAGGUGAUCACAGAUGAUAUCGAAUGGCCAGAUGGAGAUGAGGCGUUGCCUAGCGAUGCUCAAGGUCUGAUUUCCGCCUUGCUGCAGACCAACCCGCUUGUUCGACUGGGCACAGGUGGAGCGUUCGAAGUAAAACAGCACUCGUUUUUCUCCGGCUUGGACUGGAAUGGGUUACUCAGGCAGAAAGCCGAGUUCAUCCCUCAUCUGGAGUCCGAGGAGGACACCAGCUACUUUGACACACGGUCCGAGCGUUAUCGGCACAUCAACUCGUACGAUGAGGACGACACCAAUGACGAUGAGCCGGUCGAGAUACGACAGUUCUCCUCCUGCUCGCCACGUUUUAGCAAGGUGUAUAGCAGUAUGGAGCACCUGUCCCAGCUGGAGCAGAAGACCCCUGUAGUCACCCGUAGAGAGCACAAAGGUCGGCGUGAUGACAAAAUGGCCAAGAGGGAGAGUUUGGGCAGCUUCAGUAUGAGGGACAAGAGCUGGAGGACAAGCUCGCCCGAAAUGAAGCGCCUGUCAUGCUCUGAGUCUCUGUAUAUGGAGGGUGACUGCAGUCCUCCAAUGGGUGCCCGGCGACGUUUUUCAGCCCUCAUGGACACGCACCGGUUUGCUUCUCAAGAGGGCGAUGCAGAGCUUGUGGCGCGACUGUGGGGCACUAAGGCUUCUGGAUCAUCAGUAGAGGAAGCUACUGCUCCGUCAUCACCAAGUGCUAAUGAUCAGAGGAAUGCUGGGAAGGAAGUGAUGUCAACAAGUGGCAGUAAGGCGCCAGAUAAGCCAUCGAGACCAGGUGAGGUAUCAGAACCACAACCCAUACCUAAUGCAGGGGCCACAGCACCCAUCCCUAGGGAAACUGUAGCCUUGAGCGACCCAGUUGGUCAGCGAGCAACCAAGGAUCUGGUGCUUCGACGAGCGCGCCAUCAACAGCUGUCUGUUGAUGGGGAGAAACACACCUCACGUCCCAGCAACAAGGUCAUCAAAUCUGCAUCUGCAACAGCGCUGUCUGUCAUGAUACCUGGAGUUGAGCAGCAGUUGGGUAGCUCUCCGUUGGCCAGUCCUAUGUCCCCACGCUCUCUCUCCUCCAACCCCUCUUCACGAGACUCCUCCCCCAGCCGCGACUACUGCCCCACGGUCACGGUGCUUCGUUCACCUAUUACCAUUCACCGGUCUGGCAAGAAGUACGGUUUCACCCUCCGUGCUAUACGGGUCUACAUGGGAGACACCGAUGUCUAUAGUGUGCACCAUAUAGUCUGGCAUGUUGAGGAUGGAGGGCCUGCUCAGGAGGCGGGACUAUGUGCUGGUGACCUCAUCACUCAUGUCAACGGAGAAUCUGUGCAUGGAUUGGUCCAUACUGAGGUUGUAGAGCUUAUUCUUAAGAGUGGGAACAAGGUAACAGUGACCACCACACCCUUUGAGAACACCUCCAUACAACAGGGACCAGCACGCAAGUCUAGCUACAAGUCCAAGAUGGCCAGACGCAGUAAAAGGCCCAUCAAAGAGGGACAGGAGAGUAAGAGGCGCGGCUCUCUUUUCCGCAAGAUAACUAAACAGUCCAACCUGCUGCAUACGAGCCGUAGUCUGUCGUCUUUGAACAGGUCACUGUCAUCCAGUGAAAGUCUUCCUGGCUCUCCUACACACAGCCUGUCCACUCACUCACCCACCCAGAGUUACCGAUCAGCCUCUGACUCGUCCCACCUUGGUGCCUCCUCUCAGAGCAGCUCUCCUGCUUCCAGUACCCCAAAUUCUCCUGCUACCACCCAGCACAUGCGUCCCAGCUCCUUGCACGGACUUUCCCCCAAACUGCACAGGCAAUACCGUUCAGCCCGUUGCAAGUCUGCGGGAAACAUUCCUUUGUCUCCGUUAGCUCAUACACCAUCUCCCACUCAGUCUUCACCACCUCCGUUACCUGGCCACACAGUCGGAAGCUCCAACACCACCCAGACCUUUCCUGCCAAACUGCACUCCUCCCCACCGAUCAUAAGGCCUCGACCUAAAAGCGCUGAGCCGCCGCGUUCACCGCUACUCAAAAGAGUGCAGUCGGCGGAGAAGCUCGGAUCACCUCUUUCAUCUUCUUCAUCAGAAAAAAAAGGGGGAAUCGGGGUGAUGAGGAAGCACAGUUUGGAGAUCGGACAUUCCGAUUAUCGCAAGGAUGGAUUCCACUGUGAGCUGGGAUUGCAGAGUCUGAUGGAAAUUGAGGGCGAGAAUUUGCCAUCCGCCCCAGUGACUUCUCCUUCGCCCACCCAGCAGACCCCCUCUCCACCUGAAACGGGCGUCCUGAAGCCGGUCAGGAAGUUGGGCAGGCAGGAGUCACCCUUGAGUAGAGAUGCUUUGCUUGCUGGAAGGGAAAGAGAAAGAAAUAAGGAGAGGAUGAGUGAACUGAGCCAGACUAGUGAUACUAAACCAGGGGUGGUCAAAGAGACAAUCCUUCCAGGUAGCUUUACACCACCUGGAAGCCAGAAUUUAUCUCUACAGGAAGUUAGCCUAGCUAAACCCCAGACUGGGCAGCCUCCAUUCACCAAAUCUUCCCCAACGGCAUCAGAGUACAAGCCUAGUAUGGUUACCUCUAUUCCAUCACCUCUGACUACAGUGUCUUCCCCCUUUGCCAAAACUACAGGUCCAAGUAUAAUCAAAGAAACAGGAACUGAUGCAGGUAAGACUACCCAUAACCAGCAAGUAGGAACCACCAAGCCUUUAUCUUCUGGAAGCACAUCAGAUGUCAUCAGCAAAGACUCUUCCGAGACACAAGAGCGAGAAGCGAAACAGGAAGUUUUUUUAAACAAACAAGGCAUACCAUGUUCUGCUCCUGGCAAGACAGUAGGCACAGAGAUAACCAAAGCAGGUAAAGGACUUUGUGAUGUUGAGAGUCUAAAAAAAAGUGCUUUAGAUCCCCAUACGAGAACUUCAGAUGUAAGGGUGAGAACUCCAUCUAAAGGGGUUAUUUCACCCCACCCACCCCAGGCACAAUGCUCUGCCUUGGGCAAACUUAGGCAAGAAAAGAGCCUGCCUCCGGUCAGCUGCUACCGUGCAACAUUCGAUUGGGAGGACAAAUGUCUUUUGGAGGUCGUCGAGGAACACUCUCCAUCUCCGACUCCAUCUCCAACUGGAAUGCCUCCGGAUCUUCCCAAAUCUCAACCUCAGUCCCCUGGUGAUAAAUCUGGUUUGGCCACACUGGUGAAAUCUACAGGUGAAACCCAGGCCAUAGAUGCCUUCAAAUCAUUGGAUGUGACCCAAGCUUGUGCACCGGGAAAGACAGAGGCCGCUUCUGGGAGUAGAUCAAGCACCAACGGGGUUGAUCAAAGCCUUCCUAGCACUUCAUUGCAUGUGAAGACAGCCAGUACUCCUAAGAAUGGCUCUUGAUCUUGUACUGGUAGGGAAUAUAAAUGCCUUCUUUUUUGAGAAUUCGGUGUACUUCAAAAGCACUUAAAUAUUAAAGGACAUCCUAGACAAGUGACUUAAACCAUAUUGCGCAGAACAAAAAGAAACUUACCGCAAGGUUCUUUUCAAGGCUGUUAUUUAUUGUACAUUCAGAGCUCCUGAUAGGUGUAUUAUUUAAGAGUGUGUGUUGAAUGUGUGUGUGUAAGAGAAACUGAAUAGUUGCAUGCUCUGUGGUGCUUGUGCAACAAGAUGAAAAAAGUCAAGAGCAAAGUGCUUUAACAGAUCAAACAAUCCUGAAUACUGUGGACACCAAAAUAAUAUUCCUCCGUUUUCUGAUGUGACCAACUAUGAUUUCUGUAAACAAUCGAUUAAAACGGAUAGGUGGACUCUUGGCCAAGAUUGAAAACAUCAGACAAGCUGUUGCCCUCUAAUGCGGCUUUUGCAUAGGACGCAGUGCACGCUGCACUCGCCGCUGGGUUCAGCACAGCCAAGCGAUUUGUGCUCUGCUGGCCAGACCAAAGUAGGCGGGGUUUUCAAUAAAUUACUACAGUGUUUAUAUUUGGAUUUAAUAGUGGAUGAGGAAUACAGAGACUGAUGUUGCCCGUCUCCAUUUUACGUAACUUUAAGCUGCCUACCUACAACGAGUUACUUGAGUUAAAACACACCUGACAUGCCAACUUGAAUUGCUACGUGUUUCCAUGACACGGCUUUCCUUCCGAUGUCUCUGUAGGAGUAUAAACUUGUAUUAUAAAGCUCCGAGUAUUCCGAGUAUAAGCUUUUCGUCCAUUUUGUUUGGAUGACCCGUUUCUAUUGGCCACGCGGGUAAUCGUCACAGAGCGCAACGCAAAAGUUAAACUAUUUUGAACUUUGACUGCGGCGCUCGCGCAAGUUGCGCUCCGCUGAGCACGCGUUUUUCUCGACACAACAACAAACCGCCCUCCAGCGGCACAAGCCAUUGAAAUGAAUGGGUUUCAUAGCGCAGCGCACACCACGUCCAAUGUGAAAGCCACAUAAGAAAUUCUGGGUUAUUUUCAAAAUAAUGCUGUUUUUUAAACAGCCCAGCAAUUUGUGUUGAAACAACCUAGUAUAGGUAAAAUUCCAACCCAAUGGGUUGGGUUUGUUUCUGUUUGACCUAACACCGCUUGGGUUGAAAAUAACCCAGCAUUUUUUUCGACUGUAGAUGUG